ACCAGUCACCACUCAGCAGCGAUCGCAGCACCGCGGCGAGAUAAUGAGCAGCCUGUCCUCCGGCAUCUCUGCCUCGCCAUCUGCAGCGCCCAGCACCGCUCGGCGCCGCCAUGACGCAGCGCCGCAGCAGCUGAGGGUGAAGGCGGCGGCGCGGCCACAGCUGCUGCACGCCGGCCGCCGGCGUUCGAGUGUCGGGAGGAGGCCGGGCGGCGGCGCGGUGGUGGUGAGGGCCGGGCCUGGGCCGCUGUCGGAGAUCGAGCCGGACCUGGAGGAGGACGCCAUCGACGUGUACCGCACCAACGGCAUCAGCCCGGAGGACUUCGAGUACGGGAAGUAUGACGGACACCACACCUAUUUCGAAGGCCAAGACAAGAAGGGCUUCUGGGAGGAUGUCUCCGAGUGGUACCAAGAAGCUGAGCCUCCUCAGGGCUUUCAAGCACUCAUCUCCUGGGCAUUUCCUCCUGCGAUCAUCCUCGGCAUGGCUUUCAAUGUGCCGGGGGAGUACCUGUACAUCGGGGCGGCCGUCUUCAUCGUGGUGUUCUGCGUCAUCGAGAUGGGCAAGCCCGACAAGCCGCACAACUUCGAGCCGGAGAUCUACAUGAUGGAGAGGUCGGCCCGCGACAAGCUCAUCGCCGACUACAACUCCAUGGACAUCUGGGACUUCAACGAGAAGUACGGCGAGCUCUGGGACUUCACCGUCAACACCAGGGACGACAUCGUCAAGUCGACCUAGAUGCAUUGCGUACACCGCUCGCUGCCCUUCAGAUUGUUGCCUCACAGCAAAAAAAACCCUGUGAAAGGAAGCUGUAGCUGCUAGGAAAAUCUCUUGAAUAAAAAGGAAAGCCAUCCUUCCUGUAAGACUGGAGAGCCUGAAAAUCUGUUCUAUC
Messenger RNA from Zea mays, 887 nucleotides. RefSeq names its product Photosynthetic NDH subunit of subcomplex B 5 chloroplastic. Gene Ontology annotation, biological process: response to oxidative stress. The record is from RefSeq and is marked provisional. Gene Ontology annotation, cellular component: chloroplast. Lineage: Eukaryota; Viridiplantae; Streptophyta; Magnoliopsida; Poales; Poaceae. The transcript has 5 exons. Bases 44 to 733 code for a protein of 229 amino acids.